This is a messenger RNA of Neodiprion fabricii, 2982 nucleotides long. RefSeq names its product nose resistant to fluoxetine protein 6-like. The coding region runs from base 288 to 2015 and encodes 575 amino acids. The record is from RefSeq and is a predicted model, not a curated record. Lineage: Eukaryota; Metazoa; Arthropoda; Insecta; Hymenoptera; Diprionidae. The transcript has 7 exons. Gene Ontology annotation, molecular function: acyltransferase activity, transferring groups other than amino-acyl groups.
AAAUGACUGUAUGUUGUUUCUCGCUUAUUACAUAUUUCGGAACUCGUUAUGAUAUUAUAUUUAUAGCGAUGAUUUUACUCCUUAUAAGAAAUGGCUGUCGCCAUUAUAAAACGUGUUUUAACGUUUCUAUUUUUACUAACCAAUUCAUUGCAAUGUUUUAACAUUACUAUAUAUUACUAAUUCUUCUGACUAGUUUUACCACUUUUUGUACAAACAUUGACUAUAUAUUCUGGAGAAGAUGCUUGAUUCGGUCAGUCUUCCUGAAAUCAAGUAACCGCAAACUCACAAUGCUUUUCCAUCGCAACGUACUCGGGACGGUACUGUUCCUGACUUCGAUACAAAGUUUUGGCUCUGCAUCUAUGGAUACGGUUCCACCUAUCCAUGGUUCGGACGAAACCAGGGAAUGGAUCAAAAGGAUUGUUGGCUCGUUACGACAACCGUGGAUCGAAGGUUUCAAAUCUGUUCUCCAUACCACUGAAUCUUCCUGUGCGACCGAAGUCGCGGCGUUGAUACAAGCGAUGGAAUCUGGCCACGAAUGGGCUUUUCAAAUGCUGGAUGCUUCGUCGGGCCUUCAAACCGGACUUAUGAAAGGAAACUUUAGAGACGUCGGAUUGUACGACGAAUGCGUCGAAGCCAAUGGGCAAUACAACCACGUCAAUAUCCGGGGUAAGCACUGCAUGGUUUCUCUGGGUUCGGCGUCUCCUACGUCACCUGCGGUUAUUGGUAUUGAUUAUCUCCGCAUUUUAUCAUCCAUUUGUGUUCCAUCGUCGUGCAACGAGACUCAGGUUGAGCAGAUCGUCAAUGCUACCGUCGCGAACAUACCGACUAUCAGCCACCUAGGAUUAGAAGCAAGUAACGCGUUCUGCGCGGACGUGGGAUCCGAUGACUUGAGUGCUGGAGAAAUUUACACGCUAAUCACGCCAUCUUUCGUCGUCGUUAUGUUGUUCGUUUCAUUUUUUAUAAAUCGCUUUGGAAACGGCCCCCUAUGGAAAAUUUGGAUUGGUGACCACGUAGAAAUUUGCAAAAAAAAUUGGUGGUUCAAUAUGUUAUACAUUCAGAACUUUUUGAAACCAGAACUUAUGUGCUUACUCCACACCUGGUACUUGGCUGUUAAUAUGCAGCUUUUUUGGCUAUCGCCAAUUGUCAUAUAUCCACUCUACCGCUGGCCAAAACAUGGAAUCCGAAUACUAGGUUUAGUCCUCCUCGCCUCGAUUUUUAUACCACCCAUUGUUCUAGGUAUCAAUGGUUAUACUAACAGAACAUUUACCAUGCACGUAGACUCGGGAAUACUAGACUUCGGGGACUUGUUCAACUUCUACAUACCGACUUACAAUCGAGCCAGCGCUUACUUCUUUGGAAUGUUCUUGGGUUACGACGUAGCGACCAAGAAGAGGCAACUUACGAAGGUGAACGUAUGGAUCAACUGGGCUGCAACCUCCGUUCUUCUCCUAUUUUGUAUGUGUGCUACUCAUUUCAAUUACAACAAUGCUUUUGCGUACAACCGUGUAUUGGAAGUUGUACUCGCACUUACGUUACGUCCGUGUUGGUCGGUUGCCAUUGCUUGGAUCAUUUAUGCAUGUACUCACGGAUAUGGAGGCCCCAUCAACAGCUUUCUGUCCAUGCCGUUCUUUCGGCCACUCAGUCGGUUGUCAUUUUCCACUUACUUGUUGCAUGCUUUGAUCCAAUCUAAGAGGAGUGCGGUCGCACAGACUCCUGUGGUGUUUUCGAAUUCUUUGAUAGUAAGUCUUUUUCUUUACAACUUCCGUUGUUCAACCUGCGCAUUUGAAAUUCAACCCAUCUCUUCGCAGAUUCACGAGUAUUUGAUUGAUUUGGUGCUUUCGAUCGUCGCGGCUUUUGUUUUCACCUUAUUUUUUGAGUCUCCAUUGGUUGUGUUGGAGAAAAUUUUCGUCAGUUCCAAAUCAGAGGUUAACCGAGUCACUCUGGUGCGAGGCACGGAUAACGGACUGCAGGUUAAGGAGGAAGGAAUUCGAAAGGAAUCGACGAAGAAGGACUGAUGUUGCCGUUUUCUGUCAACCGUUAUAUUAUAGAAAAUAUUAUGUCGAGAAUUGCCACUGUUAUAGAAUAGUUAUACCCACCCUACUCCUUCUUUUAUUCAAGUCCGAUUUUUCUUCGUGUCUGACGCGCGCUGCACCAUAAUUAUUAGAUGUAUCGGAUUGUACUUGAUUACGCAUGUGGAAAUAUUUUGUUUUAAUAAAAAUUAUUGAUCGAUUUCGAAUCUGUGCAUCGAGCAGAUUUGUACUUGGCGUAUCUCACUGACCUUCUAAGUUUUUCGCAUGAAAUCUUCUCAAUGCUAUUGUGCCACCAAGUAUUUCCUUGAUGAAAGAGCCUCCCAAAAAAUCAUCCGUCUGGAGAUCCCCGCGGAUUUCUCUGAAACAAGUGCUGAAUAAUACCUCACUAUACCCUAAUACUCAGGGAGAAAUUUUAACUUGAAUAUGCGAAUCCUUCCGAAGAUAUGUGGAAGCAAAGUUGGCAAAUUUCCAUACAUUAGAUAGAACAGCCCAACAAAUAAUCUCAACGCUGAAUCCAAAUCGCGUAUAUACCUCCAAAACAAUUCAGUAAAGCCAAAAAAUCCCCUGAAACGUGUAUGCUCUUCCAAGGCAUGAUAUAUAAAUGAAACGAUAUAAAGAUAGAAUUUCAUUUACAUCUCAAGGUAUUUUUCUAAACAGGCCCAACGAGUACCACGUGUUACUUUUUUUCAAUAAGUCAUUUUGUUUUUACAUUUACACAAUUAUCAUUUGUAGUUGGAUAAGUUUAGGGUCAGUCUGACCCCAGUGUGACAACAGUGAGAUUCUAGAGAGAUGUGAAAGCUAAGUGUCAAGUUUCAAUCAUGCUAUUAUUGUAAAUUAACAGACAUGUACAUGGCAGUAGUAUGUGUUUUGAAUCUUUUUUGACCAACCAUGAGAACACAUUUUUAAUGUACUUGGCGAAAGGUUUUUGGAUCAGAGUUGCUUUUUGGGGGAA